GUGAGAUGUUGCCACCGGCCUGCGUGUCAGAAAACAUCAUGAAGUGGCUUCUGCUCCUGAGUUUGGUGGCGCUUUCUCAGUGCCAGCUGACAAAGGUCUCCUUGAAGAAGGGGAAAUCCCUCAGGCAGAACCUUAAGGAACAGGGCUUGCUGGAGGAUUUUCUGAAAAAACACCCUUACAACCCGGCCUCUAAGUAUUUCCCUAGCUUUGGAGACCAGUUUGCUACUGAGCCGCUGACAAACUACAUGGAUGUUGAGUACUACGGAACCAUCUCUAUUGGCACGCCAGCUCAGAAUUUCACUGUCAUUUUCGACACCGGCUCCUCCAACCUGUGGGUGCCCUCUAUUUACUGCUCCAGCCUAGCCUGCACAAACCACAACCGCUUCAACCCAUCAGACUCCUACACCUAUGAGUCCACCAAUGAGAGCCUCUCCAUCCAGUAUGGCACUGGCAGCAUGACCGGAAUCUUGGGCUAUGACAUUGUCCAGGUUGGAGGCAUUAUGGACACUAACCAGAUCUUUGGCCUGAGUGAAACUGAGCCUGGUACAGCCUUUGAGUACUCUGAAUUUGAUGGGAUCCUGGGUCUGGCCUUCCCCAGCAUCGCCUCUUCUGGAGCCACCCCUGUCUUUGACAACAUGAUGAAUGAGAGUUUGGUGUCUCAGGACCUCUUCUCCGUCUACCUGAGCUCCAAUGAGGAGUACGGGAGCUUUGUGAUGUUCGGCACUAUUGACUCAACUUACUACAAUGGCAGCCUCAACUGGAUCCCUCUAUCUGCGGAGACUUACUGGCAAAUCACCAUGGACAGCAUUACCAUCGAUGGCGAGAUCGUUGCUUGCUCUAACAGCUGCCAGGCUAUCAUUGACACCGGCACUUCUCUGCUGGCUGGGCCCUCUACUGGCAUCUCCAACAUUGAGUUCUACACUGGUACCAGCAACGGCACGGUCAGCUGCAGCGCCAUAAGCAGCCUGCCUGACGUUGUCUUCACCAUCAACGGCGUUGAGUUCCCUUUGCCCGCCAGCGCCUACAUCCUUGACUAUUCAGGCUCUUGUACCUCCGGGUUUGAAAGCACUGGUGUCCCCACCUCCUCUGGGGAGCUCUGGAUUCUUGGAGACAUCUUCAUCAGACAGUACUACAUUGUCUUCGAUAGGACCUAUAACCAGGUGGCCCUGGCACCUGUGGCAUGAUCACAGCACCAUGCGUGGGACACUUCUAUGGAACAGUGAUCCUGAAGAGUCUCUGUUUUCCUAGAGUCCCAAUGCCACCUACUGAUCCACUUGUCCUCUGUCCUGUAACCUUACCCACAGUAGAAUAAUGGAAUAUAAAAGCAGCAGAUUUAACCAGUGUUGCUUGGGUCCUUAACACACAUAAGGGAGGAGUGCAUGUCUCUGAAAUAUAUGGUAGAUAGCUGUCCCUUUCUCCACUUGUCCCCUACUGGCUCAAUGGGUAAACUACUCUACUGCAAUGCAGAGGGCAGAUGGAGGCAGUGUGGGCCAAAUGGAGGCUUUGUUUCCAUGAGCUAGCUAUGCUCUGUCUUGGUCAUCAGUGUUAUGUCCAAACAGGCAUUAAUGCACACAGAUAUCGAUGUAAUCUAGCAGGAUAACGAAGUCCAAGCUUUUCCUGAUGUACUUAUUCAUUUUCUUAUGGAGAGUCCAUGGCAGGGCUGCUGUUUCUCCACCCUUGUGGUAUGAUGCUCUCUUAAACUGUUCCUCAAUCUGUGGGACCAAGGGACAGAGCUGCGCUGCAUAUGGAGUAUGGUGCCUCCUGCUCGCACCCAGAAGCAAAGCAUGGGUUUUCCAGUUCACCUUCAGCAAGGAGAUAUCAGCCAGAGUUAUGGUGGUCUGUAAACAAGAUGAGAGUGACUACAAUUGUUUCCAUGUACACCUGCUGCACAAGCAAGGCACAUUAGGAAUUCUUUACCUGGCAACUCUUCCUUCCUGGCAUCACAUGCAAAAUUCUGUAUUCAGUAACCCUCCCUCUAUGCCCACACUCCUUUUCACUGUCUGGCAAUGUUUUUUUUACCAUCCUACUCCACUUCCCAUCACAGCAGCUGUGACUUUGAUAGAAGGAUAUUAACACAAUUGUGAGGUUUUCCAAUAACCCUUAUUUUCCCUUGCCAGCAAGCAUUCAUUCAUCACUCUGUGUGUGACCAUGUUUGAAAGGGAUCAAUAAAGACAAAACUGAUGAAGA
Pelodiscus sinensis (Chinese soft-shelled turtle) is the source of this 2187-nucleotide messenger RNA. RefSeq names its product pepsin A-like. Lineage: Eukaryota; Metazoa; Chordata; Testudines; Trionychidae. Gene Ontology annotation, biological process: proteolysis. The record is from RefSeq and is a predicted model, not a curated record. Gene Ontology annotation, molecular function: aspartic-type endopeptidase activity.